This is a messenger RNA of Poecilia latipinna (sailfin molly), 10031 nucleotides long. Its product is annotated as CUB and sushi domain-containing protein 1. Lineage: Eukaryota; Metazoa; Chordata; Actinopteri; Cyprinodontiformes; Poeciliidae. The annotation marks the transcript as partial. The transcript is spliced from 69 exons. The record is from RefSeq and is a predicted model, not a curated record.
UCCUGCCCAGCCACACGUGUGGCACUCCUGGCCUUAUUCCGAAUGGAAUUAUCCAUGGAUCGAGAUACAACAUGGGAGACAAGAUCCGAUACAGCUGCGAGUCGGGUUUUGUGCUGGAAGGUCACAGUACCCUCACAUGCAUCGUGUCACCUGGCAGUGGAGCACAGUGGGACUUCCCAUCGCCGUUUUGUCGAGCGGAGGGAGCAUGCGGCGGCACGUUACGAGGCACCGCGGGUUCAAUCACCAGCCCCGGAUAUCCAGCAGAGUACGACAACAACCUGGACUGCACAUGGUCAAUCCUCGCUGAACCCGGGGACACGAUCGCUCUUGUUUUCAAUGACUUCCUAUUAGAAGACAAAUAUGACUUUCUGGAAAUCAGCGGGACAGAAGCACCAAGCAUAUGGCUGACAGGUACAACUCUUCCCUCACCAGUGAUAUCGAAUAAAAACUGGCUUCGGAUACAUUUCACCUCAGACAGCAAUCACAGAAGAAAAGGAUUUAGUGCUCAGUAUCAAGUGAAGAAAGCCAUAGAGUUGAAGUCCAGAGGGGUAAAGAUGAUGCCCAGCAAAGACUCCAGUCACAAAAAUGCUGUCUUGAGCCAGAGUGGCCUUGCUGGUGACGUUUGUCCAGAUCCCGGAGUUCCUGAAAAUGGCAAAAGGAUGGGUUCAGUCUUCCAGGUCGGCUCAAGUGUCCAGUUCAGCUGUGAUGACAGCUAUGUUCUGCAUGGAUCUAAAAGUAUCACUUGUCAACGGGUCACUGACACUCUGGCUGCUUGGAGCGACCACAGACCCAUCUGCAGAACCCGUACCUGUGGCAGUAAUCUGAGAGGGCCCAGAGGGGUGAUAACAUCUCCUAACUACCCUGUUCAGUAUGAGAACAAUGCACACUGUGUGUGGGUCAUCACUGCAAUGGACUCUGACAAGGUAAUAAAGCUGUCAUUCGACGAGUUCGAUCUGGAGAGAGGCUAUGACACGCUGACUGUGGGAGACGGUGGAAAGAUAGGAGACACUCGGAGGGUACUCUAUGUACUCACUGGUGCCAGCGUCCCUGAUCUUAUCGUGAGCUUGUCGAAUCAGAUGUGGCUACACCUGCAGUCAGACGACACAAUCGGCUCUGCGGGGUUCAAGGCAAUCUAUGAAGAAAUCAACAGAGGAGGUUGCGGUGAUCCCGGAGUGCCUGCGUUUGGUCGUCGUAGCGGCGAUCGUUUUCAGCACGGUGACGUCUUGACCUUCUUUUGCCAGUCGGCUUUUGAGCUGGUGGGAGAAAAAACCAUCACGUGCCAACACAAUAACCAGUGGUCUGGAAACAAACCCAGUUGUGUGUUUUCUUGCUUCUUCAACUUCACGGCUCCAUCAGGGACCGUGUUGUCCCCAAACUACCCAGAGGAGUACGGUAACAACCUGAACUGUGUGUGGUUGAUUAUCUCUGAGCCGGGCAGUCGAAUACAUCUCUUCUUCUCUGACUUUGACCUGGAGCCACAAUUUGAUUGGCUGGUAGUUAAAGAUGAAGGUUUGUCUGAGGCAACAACAUUUGGGACUUUCUCAGGAAAAGACGUUCCAUCGCAAAUUGCAUCAAAUGGACAUAUUAUGAGACUGGAAUUCCAGUCUGACCAUUCCAAUACUGGGAAAGGCUUCAAUAUCAGCUACACAACAUUUGGUCAGAAUGAAUGUCAUGACCCGGGUGUUCCAGUCAACGGACAGAGGUAUGGUGACCAGUUUCAGCUGGGCAGUUCGGUGGCUUUUCGCUGUGAUCAAGGAUUCAUUAGGACACAGGGGUCGGAUCAGGUCACUUGCAUCAUUCAGGAUGGGAACGUCGUUUGGUCUGCCGCUGUUCCUCGAUGUGAAGCUCCCUGCGGAGGCCAUCUCACAGCCCCUGCCGGUGUUGUACUGUCUCCUGGUUGGCCUUCCUUUUAUAAAGAUUCUCUCAACUGCCAGUGGGUCAUUGAGGCACAGAAAGACCAUGCUGUAAAAAUACACUUUGACAAGUUCCAGACGGAGGUAAACUAUGACACACUGGAGAUCAGAGACGGCCCGUCAGCCUCCUCCCCGCUGAUUGGUGAAUACCACGGCACCCAAGCGCCUCAUUUCCUGAUUUCCACAUCCAACUUCCUGUUCCUGUUGUUCACCACUGACAACAGCCGGUCCUCAGCUGGUUUCAGCAUCAGAUAUGAAAGUGUGAGGAUGGAGUCAGACUCAUGCCUCGAUCCCGGUAUCCCAGUCAACGGCCGUCGCCAUGGCAGUAGCUUUUCCAUUGGCUCCCACGUCUCAUUUGCAUGCAACCCUGGAUACACACUCAGUGAUCAGGAGCCAAUUGUUUGUGAGCAGAGUCACCAGUGGAGUCAUGCUCUUCCCAGCUGCGAUGCGCUGUGUGGAGGCUAUGUUUUUGGUAAAACAGGAACAAUUCUAUCUCCUGGCUUUCCUGAUUUUUACCCCAAUUCUCUGAACUGCACCUGGACUAUAGAGGUGUCUCAUGGAAAAGGGGUCCAUCUGGUUUUUCAUACUUUCCACCUAGAGGAGAACCAUGACUACCUGUCCAUCAUUGAAGAUGGCAACUUCCAGGCUCCGGUGGCUCGACUCACCGGCUCAGUGCUUCCACCAAGCGUCAAAGCUGGACUCUAUGGAAACUUCAGUGUGCAGCUGCGAUUUAUAUCAGAUUUCUCCAUGAGUUACGAAGGAUUUAAUAUAACUUUUUCAGAGUACGACUUGGAGCCCUGUGAGGAUCCCGGUGUGCCGGCAUUCAGCAGGAGGAUGGGAUUUCGAUUUGGAGUCGGUGACUCGCUUGCCUUCUCUUGUUUCCACGGCUACAGACUUGAGGGAGACAGUAAGAUCACUUGUCUCGGAGGUGGCAGGAGAGUGUGGAGCAACACACUGCCGAGGUGUAUAGCCGAGUGUGGAGCUUCCACGCUAGGACCAGAAGGUGUUCUACUCUCUCCAAAUUUUCCCUCCAGCUACGAUAACAACCAUGAGUGCAUCUACCGCAUCACUACUGAAAAGGGCAAAGGAAUCAGGCUGAAAGCUGAGCGCUUCUCUUUGCAAGAUGGAGACUAUCUAAAGGUGUAUGAUGGAGAGAAUACCACAUCCCGUCUUCUUGGCAACUUUACACUUGAUGGAAUGAUGGGUCGUGUCAUCAACAGUACGUCCAAUCACUUAUGGCUGGAGUUCAACAGCAAUGCCUCUGGAACGGACCAGGGCUUCCGCCUUACUUACACAAGUUUUGAUCUGGUUCGCUGUGAGGAGCCUGGAGUUCCCAGUUAUGGGUAUAAAACCCAGGACGAUGGGCAUUAUGCCAAUACGUUCGUCCUGUACUCCUGCAACCCAGGGUACACCCUGCAUGGCAGCAGUACGCUUACCUGUCUGAGUGGUGAUAGGCGUGUCUGGGACAAGCCACUGCCUUCCUGUAUCGCGGAGUGUGGAGGUCACAUAACUGGAGCAGUGUCUGGACGGAUUCUUUCCCCUGGAUACCCGGCUCCAUAUGACAACAACCUCCACUGUACCUGGACUAUAGAGGCAGACACAGGCAAGACCAUCAGCCUCCACUUCAUUGUCUUUGACACUGAGGUCGGCCACGAUAUUCUGAGAGUUUGGGACGGUCCAUCUGGCUCCUCAGACGGUGGGAUCCUGUUGAAAGAGUGGUCUGGCCCAGCCUUGCCUGAAGAUAGCCACUCGACUUUCAACAUCCUCACUCUACAGUUUGAUGCUGAUUAUUUUAUCAGCAAACAAGGAUUUUCUAUACAGUUCUCUACCACAACAGCGACAUCCUGCAAUGACCCGGGUAUCCCCGUAAACGGUUCUCGAUACGGAGACAGUAAAGAGCCCGGUGACAGCAUGACCUUCCAGUGUGACCCCGGCUAUCAACUGCAAGGCCAAGACACCAUCACAUGUGUACGAAUGGAUAACAGAUUCUACUGGCAGCCAGAUCCACCAACCUGCAUGGCGACCUGCGGGGGUAAUGUCAGCGGUCCUUCCGGUGUGAUUCUGUCUCCGAACUACCCGCAGCCUUACCCUCCUGGGAAAGAGUGCGACUGGAGAAUCAGAGUCAAUCCUGACUUUGUCAUUGCCCUCAUCUUCAAAAGUUUCAACAUGGAGCCAAGUUACGACUUCCUGCACAUUUAUGAAGGCGAAGACUCAAACGGACCUCUCCUUGCAAGUCUUCAAGGCAACCAGGCCCCUGAGCGCAUAGAAAGCAGCGGGAACAGUCUUUUCCUGGCAUUCAGAUCAGAUGCAUCACUAGGAAUGUCUGGAUUUGCUAUUGAAUAUAGAGAGAAACCAAGAGAGGCCUGUUUUGACCCUGGUAACAUCAUGAAUGCCAGUCGGACCGGCUAUGACUACAAACUAGGAUCCCAGGUCUCCUACAGCUGUCACCAUGGCUACACAAUAGUGGGUAGUGAAACCAUUAUGUGUGUCAUGGGGCAUGAUGGGAAACCAGUGUGGGACAAGGCCUUGCCAUCAUGUAAAGCUCCGUGUGGAGGACACUACAGCGGAUCUGAAGGUGUUGUUUUAUCCCCAAACUAUCCUUUAAACUACACCAUGAGACAGAUGUGUUCCUAUCACAUCACUGUGUCCCCACAGUUUGUGGUAUUUGGUCAGUUUGCUGUUUUCCAGACGGCAAUGAAUGACUCAGUGGAGCUUUUUGAUGGAGCCAAUGAUAAUGCUCGACUGCUCAGCUCCCUGGCUGGAUCCCAUUCAGGAGAGACAUUGCCGCUGGCAACAUCCAAUCAGAUCAUGCUUCGGUUCAAUGCCAAGAGCGGCCAGUCAGCUAAAGGCUUUCAUUUUGUCUACCAAGCUGUGCCUCGCACAAGUGACAGUCAGUGCAGCUCAGUGCCAGAGCCUCGGUACGGCAGGCGAAUCGGCUCGGAGUUCUCAGCCGGCUCCGUUGUCCGUUUCGAGUGCAGUCCUGGGUAUCUUUUGAAAGGAUCCAGCGCAAUCCGAUGCCAGGCUGUGCCAGGUGCCCUCGCACAGUGGAACUCAUCGACACCUACAUGUAUAGUUCCCUGCAGUGGCAAUUUGACUGAACGUCGAGGUACAAUAUUGUCUCCUGGCUAUCCUGAGCCGUACCCUAAUGCUCUAAACUGUCUGUGGAGGAUCCAUGUCAGUGAAGGAGCAGGAAUACAGAUCCAAGUUAUAACGUUUGCGACAGAACACAACUGGGACUCUCUGGAGAUCUAUGAUGGAGGGGACAUGACAGCUCCAAAACUGGGAUCCUUUUCAGGAACAACAGCUCCUGCUCUACUGAACUCAACAUCCAAUCAGCUACUCCUGCACUUUCAGAGUGACAUCAGUGUGGUAGCAGCAGGCUUUCACCUGGAAUAUAAGACGGUUGGGCUGACCACUUGUCCUGAACCAAUGAUCCCAGCAAACGGCAUAAAAACAGGAGACAGAUACAUGGUGAAUGAGGUGGUGGCCUUCAUUUGUGAACCUGGUUACACACUACAGGGUCAUUCACACAUCUCAUGCAUGCCUGGGACUGUGCGUCGGUGGAACUACCCACCACCUCUUUGCAUAGCACGCUGCGGUGGGGUCCUAUCUGAGAUGAGUGGUGUCAUCCUCAGUCCAGGUUUUCCUGGCAACUACCCUGGCAACCUGGACUGCACCUGGCAAAUCACCCUGCCAGCUGGAUAUGGAGCCCAUGUUCAGUUCCAAAACUUCUCCUCGGAGGACAACCACGACUUCCUUGAAGUCCGUGCCGGACCACAACACAGCUCUGCUCUCAUUGGUCAAUUCACAGGCUCACAGAUUCCACCACCAUUGAUGAGCACUACUCACCUGACAAUCAUCCACUUCUACAGUGACCACUCAGAGAACAGGCCAGGGUUCAGACUGAUCUACCAGGCUUAUCAGCUUCAGAACUGCCAGGAUCCUUCUCCUUUCCCAAAUGGUGACAUUAUCAAAAGUGACUACAGUGCUGGACAAUCCAUAACCUUUCAGUGCUACUCUGGUUAUGUUCUGAUUGGACACAAGGUGCUAACGUGCCUCCAUGGGAUAAAUCGGAAAUGGAAUCACCCCUUCCCCCGUUGUGAGGCUCCUUGCGGAUAUAAUGUGACAGCUGAGAAUGGGACCAUCUAUUCACCUCAGUACCCCAACGAAUACCCCAACUCCCAAGACUGCAGCUGGCUCAUCAGCGUUCCCCAUGGCCACGGGGUUUACAUCAACUUUACUUUGCUGCAGACAGAGCCAGUCACUGAUUAUAUUGCUGUCUGGGAUGGGCCUGAUACAUCUAGUCCCCAGCUGGGAGUCUUCAGUGGUAACACAGCAUUAGAGUCGGCCUACAGUUCCAGCUCGAAGGUCCUGGUUCGCUUUCAUUCUGACUUCUCUACUGGAGGAUUCUUUAUCCUCAACUUCCAUGCUUAUCGUCUGAAGAAAUGCCCACCUCCUCCUAUUGUGGACAAUGCAGAGAUGAUCUACGAAGACGAGGACUUUCACAUAGGUGAUAUUGUGAAGUAUCGCUGCUUACCUGGCUACACACUGAUUGGAAGAGCAGAGCUUAUGUGUAAGCUUAAUUCCCACUUGCUUUUUGAAGAUCCAGCCCCAAAAUGUCAAGCUCAGUGCCCAGCAAAUGAGGAGAGGUUUUCAUCAUCGGGAGUCAUACUAAGUCCUGGGUUUCCUGGCAACUAUCCCAACAGCCAGACUUGCUCCUGGCUCCUUCGUAUGAUUCCAGGUUACACCAUAAAUAUCUAUGUAGAGAUGUUCCACAGUGAGAAGCAAUUUGAUGAACUGGAGAUUUUUGAUGGAUCAUCAGGACAAAGCCCUUUGCUUGUUGCUCUGAGCGGUAACCAUUCAUCUCAGCUGAACUUCACGUCUAAAACAAACCAGCUCUAUCUACGAUGGUCCACUGACCACGCGACUAACAAGAGGGGAUUCAAGAUACGAUAUUCGGCUUCUUAUUGCAGCAUUAAUGAUCCUCCGUUAAAUGGUGGCGUGGUCAACCGAACGAAACUCCAUCCAGGUAGCAGACUCCAGUUCUACUGUAACCAUGGUUACCGCCUGGUAGGCUUAAGCAACGCCACCUGCAGGCUUGAUUCCAGUGGGCUUUACCAGUGGGACGCACCUGCACCCGUUUGUCAAGCGGUUUCAUGUGGAAUACCUCAGACUCCCGGCAACGGCAGCUUCCAUGCAUACCACUACAAUGUUGGUAGCCAGGUCACCUAUCAGUGUAAUUAUGGCUACCAUCUUGACCCUGGUGCUCCUGUGUCAGCUGUGUGUUUGGAGGAUGGCAGCUGGAGUAACACAGGUUCAGUUCCCCAUUGCCUGCCUGUGCACUGUCCCAGCAUUGAAGGCGUCCUGACAGAGCACAUGACCUACCGCCUGCUCAUUGGCAGGCUGGCUGAGUUUGGUUCCACUGUGAUGUUGGAGUGCUCAACAGGCUUUUAUUUGGGUGUCGGGCAUCGAACUCUCGGUUGCCUCGCCAACGGGACCUGGGAAGGAUCGGAUGACCCAGCUACCUGCAAGAUCAUCUCUUGUGGGGAGCUUCCUACGCCACCCUUUGGUACGAAACUGGGGACACUGACUACGUUUGGAGCAACCGCCAUCUUUAUGUGUAACCACGGAUACACGCUGGUGGGGUCACAUGUGAGAGAAUGUGGCGCUGAUGGGCUGUGGAGUGGUGCAGAAACUAAAUGUUUAGCUGGUCACUGCGACUCUCCAGAUCCUAUAGUCAACGGUCACAUUAGCGGAGAUGGCUCAAGCUACCGUGACACUGUGGUGUACCAGUGCAUGUUGGGAUACAGACUAAUCGGCACAUCCGUCAGAAUCUGCCAGCAAGACCAUCGGUGGUCCGGAACAACACCUGUCUGUGUCCCCAUCACUUGUGGUCACCCUGGAAACCCAGCCAAUGGGCGAACCAAUGGCAGCGAGUUCAACCUCAAUGACGUUGUCAACUUCACCUGCAAUAAAGGUUACAUCCUCAGUGGGAAUGCCCGCGCUCAGUGUCGACUCAACGGACAGUGGAGCAACCCCUUACCUGUCUGCAAAGUGGUGAACUGUUCGGACCCUGGCCACGUGGAGAACGGUGUGCGCCAGUCCGGUCUGCGUUACCCAGAAGUUUUCAGCUAUGGCGUAACCGUGGCGAUCCACUGCAAGAGAGGCUAUUACCUUCUGGGCUCUGCGAUCCUCACGUGUCAACACAGCGGGCUGUGGGACCGACCAACGCCUCGUUGCUUAGCUAUUUCCUGUGGCGAUCCCGGCGUGCCACCUAAUGCAGCAGUCUCGGGAACCCACAGUUGGACAUACGGUUCUGUUCUGCAGUACUCCUGUUUGCCUGGCGGGGUUCUAGUGGGCAAUUCUACUCGCAACUGCCAAGAAGAUGGCACGUGGAGCGGAGCGCCGCCCUACUGCACAGGAGCUAGUCCUGGAUUGUGUGGAGACCCUGGGAUCCCUCCACAUGGCACCAGACUGGGAGGGGAAGAAUUUAAGACCAAGAGCCUUCUGCGUUUUAGCUGCGAGGCCGGGUAUAAUCUGAUUGGCUCAGCUGAGAGGACCUGUCUUCACAACAGCAGCUGGAGCGGUACGCAGCCUGUGUGUCAAGCUGUUUCUUGCGGUAACCCUGGCACCCCUGCCCAUGGAAGAAUUGUGUUCAACGACGGCAUCACCUUUGGCAGCUCAGUGGCUUACGCGUGUUGGGAAGGGUUUAAAACAUCUGGACUGACCACCAGACACUGCACAACAAAUGGCACAUGGACUGGUCAGCCCCCAGAUUGCACUGUGAUCAGUUGUGGCGACCCUGGGCCCAUCGCCAAUGGCAUCUAUUUGGGAAGAGAAUUUACCUUCAACCAUACUGUGGCCUACCGCUGCAACCCUGGCCACCUGAUGGAACCAGCUGGACGCAAUGUUCUGAGCUGCACUAAAGAUGGAACCUGGAACCAAACCAAGCCCAGUUGCAAAGUUAUCCAGUGUGGACAUCCCCCCCAAGUGCUCAAUGGAAAGGUCGAAGGGACUGAUCAUUCCUGGGGAUCCAGUGUGAGCUACAGUUGUUUGCAGGGUUACCAGAUGUCCAUCCCUGCUGUCUUAACCUGCGAGGGAAACGGGACUUGGACUGGAGACAUUCCACAGUGUUUGCCUGUCCUGUGUGGGGAUCCUGGUUCUCCUGGAGAAGGUUUCAGAGAGGGGAACAUCUUCUCAUACGGGUCAGAGGUCAGGUUUUACUGCCAUUCCCCCUAUGUGCUGGUGGGCUCUGCCACCAGACUCUGUCAAGCAGAUGGCAUUUGGAGUGGACAUCAACCAACCUGUAUAGAUCCAGCCUUCAACAGCUGUCGUGAUCCAGGAACUCCAGCCUACGGUAUUCCGAUCAUGGCCCAGGGCUUUCAGGUGGGCAGUAAGAUUUCUUUCAAGUGCCGCAAAAACUACCACAUCCUCGGUUCGACAACAAGAACGUGCCUGGAAAACCUAACGUGGAGCGGAACUCAGCCUGAAUGCAUAGCUCAUUCAUGUCGACAGCCAGAAACCCCCAGCAACGUGGAUGUUCGAGCUAUGGACCUGCCGACUUUAGGAUACACGCUGAUAUACACGUGUCAAGAAGGUUUUUAUCUGUCUGGUGGAUCAGAGCACAGAACCUGCAGAAGUGAUGGGAGAUGGACAGGGAAACCGCCGCUCUGUAAAGUUGGAGUGAAAGUAAAUCCCAAAGGCAGAGGGGAGUCAGACAUACAGAAGAAUAAGAUCCGUGUUCCAGCAGAUGUCUUCUCUCCAAACUCUGAGUGGAGCGGUUUCUACGAGUAUUUAGGGAAGAGGCAGACCACCACCUUUGCAGUUACUGGGUUCAACGCUACCAGCAGCCGAGUGAACGUCACAUUACUGGAGACCAGCGGCGUGUCGAUCAGACUGUCAGGUACUUACAAGUCAGAGGAGAACCAGCUGCUGUUGAAGGUGUACCAAGUGAAGGGGCCGACAGAGUAUUACUACAGCAAGUUUAAAAACGACAACUGGGCUAUGGAUGGAUAUGAAGACUUUGCAGGAACAAGGUUGCUGUCUGAGGGCGUUCUUUGACCCCCGUUAUUUACACUCCAGGGACCUGGACCAAAUAAGAAUACCUUGAAAAUGGCU